Molecule: messenger RNA, 2568 nt
Organism: Eruca vesicaria subsp. sativa (arugula)
Lineage: Eukaryota; Viridiplantae; Streptophyta; Magnoliopsida; Brassicales; Brassicaceae
Source: the annotation of a GenBank genome assembly
AUGGGGGAAGAAGAUACAGAAGUCACUGUGGAGCCAACAACAAAUGGGACCAGUUCUCUUCAAAAGCCGUCGGAUGAAAUCACUGGAAAGCAGGCGGACAAGAAUGCUAAUAGCAAGGAAACACAGGACAGUAAGACAGCUGAGGGUACUGGACCUGAGAAAAUGGAGAUAGAUGAUGACAUCAAGCAAGAUGAAGAGAAAAAUGAGACGGAAGAUAAAGUGGCAGAGGUUUCAGAAAAAGAAACGAAAGCUGAGACUGAGAAAACAGAAGAGAAAGAUGUUAACGGAGACAAGGAGCCAGCAGAGACUGCUGAAACAAAUGAAGAUAAGGAACAACCAGAAGCUGAUCAAAUGGAUGAAGACACUGAUGGCAAGAAGCUGGAAGCUGAUGAUGGUGUUUCUGGAGGUGUUACAACGGAAGAUACUGUGAUGAAGGAAACUGUGGAGUCUGACGACAAUAAAGACAUAAAAGAUGCUGAAAAUCAAGUGGUGGACAAGUUAGAUAUUACUGAAGGAAGCCAAGAUAAAACUGAGAAAGAACCAGAGGAGGAGAAACUAGGAGGGGAAGUAAAUGGAAACGACGAAGAGAAUAAGGAAGAGAAGUUAGUGGGUGGAGACAAGGGGAACAAUGUGGAUGAGGUUGAAAAGAGGGAUACAAGUGACAAAGAAGAGGCACCAAAGGAAAAGAUUGAGGGCGUACUGGCUGAAGAUGCGAAAGAGGAAAAGACAAACAAAGAAGUGGAAGUUAAGGAAGCGAACAAAGAAGAGGAAGGCACUGAGGUCAAUGAGCCGAAAGAGGAAAAUGAAAAAACAGAGGCUAACGGCGAGGAUGAAAAUGAUAUAGAUGACAGCAAGGAUGAGAAUGAAGAUAAAGAGGAGGAGACAAUUGACGAGAAGGAAGAUGAAAAAGGAGAAAGCAUGGAUGCGAAAGAAGAUGACAAAGAAAAGAGCAAUGAUGAAAAAGAAGAGAGCAAGAAGUCUACCAAGCGAGGGAAAGGGAAGAAUGAGAAGGCUCGCGGAAAGACAAAGAGUGAGCAAGAAAAGAAGAAUGUUGAAAAUGAUAUAGAUGGCAGCAAGAAUGAGGAUGAAGAUAAAGAGGAGGAUACAAAGGACGAGAAGGAAGAUGAAAAAGAAGAGAGCAUGGAUGAGAAAGAAGAUGACAAAGAAAAGAGCAAGAAGUCUAGCAAGCGAGGGAAAGGGAAGAAUGAGAAGACUCGCGGGAAGUCAAAGAGUGAGGAAGAAAAGAAGGAUGUUGAACCUAAGAUUCUUUACUCUGAUCGCCCUGUACGUGAGCGAAAGUCUGUCGAAAGGCUUGUUGCGGUGAUUGAUAAAGACUCUUCAAAGGAAUUCCAAGUUGAAAAGGGAAAAGGAACACCUCUCAAAGAUAUACCCAAUGUUGCUUACAAAAUAGGAAGGAAGAAGUCUGAUGAAGUUUUCAAGGUGCUACACCCAAUUCUAUUUGGUGGGAGAAAAGGGAAAGCUGCUCAGAUCAAGACAAACAUAUUACGGUUUUCUGGUUACAAAUGGCAAGGAGAUGAGGAAAAGGCAAAAGAUAAAAUAAAAGAAAAGCUUGACAAAUGCAACAAGGAAAAGCUGCUGGAGUUUUGCGAACUCUUUGACAUAUCUGUUUCCAAGGCUACAAAGAAAAAGGAAGACAUUGUUGCAAAGCUAUUUGAGUUCUUGGAAAAACCUCAAGCUGCAACUGAUGUUCCUGUUGAGAAAGAGAAGGGCGCAAAGCGCAAAAGAGCUCCUACGAAAAGUUCACAUGCAUCUGGAAGUUCAUCUUCUAAACGAUCAGCAAAGAGCCAAAAAAAGACUGACAAAAAGAACUUACCUCGUUCUGAUGAUGAGUCUGAAGAAGAGAAAGAGGAAGAAGAAGAAGAGAAAGACGAAAAGACUGAUGAGGAGGAGAAUGAAAAUGGGAUUCCUGAUCAAUCGGAUGAUGAGGCGCCUCAGCCUUCUGAAAGUGAGGAGAAAGCUGAAUCUGAGGAGGACUCAGAGGAAGAAACUAAAAAGAAGAAACGUGGUUCUAGGACAGUAUCUGGAAAGAAAGAAUCGGCAGCAGGGAAAUCAAGAAGUAAGAAAGCUGCAGUCUCUACGAAAUCCAGUCCACCAAAGAAAGUUACGCAAAAGCGCUCAGCAGGAAAACGAAAGAAGAGUAAUGACGACGACAGUGAUACAAGUCCAAAGGCAUCAUCCUCUAAGAGGAAGAAGACUGAAAAACCAGCCAAGGAGCAGUCUCCGGUUCCUUCAAAAUCUGCAUCAAAAGAGAAACCAGGAAAAAGAGGCGGAAAAGGGAAAGACAAAACCAAGGAGCCUAGUGAUGAAGAGUUGAAAAAUGCAAUUGUUGAUAUCUUGAAAGAAGUGGACUUCAACACGGCCACUUUCACCGACAUCCUCAAUCGACUAGCUGGGAUGUUCAAACUCGAUCUCACCUCAAGAAAAUCAUCGAUAAAGCUGAUGAUCCAAGAUGAGCUGACUAAGCUAGCUGAUGAAGCCGAGAAUGAGGUUGGUGAUGAAGAAGAUGCUGAGAAAGAAAAAGCUGGUGGAGAGGAGGUUAAGGCUUGA